This is a messenger RNA of Hippocampus zosterae (dwarf seahorse), 913 nucleotides long. RefSeq names its product methyltransferase-like 26 B. NCBI's taxonomy places the organism in Eukaryota, Metazoa, Chordata, Actinopteri, Syngnathiformes, Syngnathidae. The transcript is spliced from 6 exons. The coding region runs from base 190 to 807 and encodes 205 amino acids. The record is from RefSeq and is a predicted model, not a curated record.
GGGUGUCAAUCCUCUUAAACGGGUAAUCUGCUACCCAUCUGCCAUCAACCACUUCUCACCUCGGUCAACAUGGCACACCCUCCAUUAUUAUAAUUCCUGAUCUGGCUAUAAUUAGGAAUUAUACCAAAGGUCGAACCCAGCAGAAGACACCUGAGGGGGUUCUCGUGGGUGCCAUCCCUCCCGCAUACCAUGCUGCUGUCUCCUCAGGCGGAGAGGAACUGGGAGGAAGUGUGCUCGUUGCUUCAGGAGGCGCUGGAGGAACAAUCACACCGGCAGCUCUUCGCCUUGGAGCUGGGAUCCGGAACCGGGCAGCAUGUCAUCCGCUUCGCCCAGAAGAUGCCCUUCGUCACCUGGCAGCCGUCCGACAUCCAAGAGGAGGCUCGGCAGAGCAUCAAGGCAUACAUCGCCGCAACCAACGUGACGACAGUGCUGCCACCUGUGCACCUGGAUGCCAGUGAGCCAUGGGAGAAGUGGGCGGGGGUCUGUCGCGGUUCCUGUGAUGUCAUUGUUGCUAUCAACCUACUCCAGUACAGCCCCUUCAAGACAGCACAGGGUGUUUUCAACGGGGCAGGUCAGAUCAUCAAACACAAUGGCCUGUUGGUGACAUACGGGGCGUACGCUAUUAACGGCACUAUUACGCCACGAUGCAACGAACUCCUUCAUGAAGAGCUGCGCAAAGUGAAUCCCGAGUGGGGACUUCCAGACGUGGAUGUGCUCCGACAGUUGGCCUAUGAAAAUGGGAUGCGUAUGGAGAGGAUGGUGGAUAUGGAAGAAUGCUACAAAUGUCUCAUCUUCAGAAAAAUAUAACCAUGUGGGUCAAUGUAUCCUUGAUUGACCAGAAAUAAAGAGAUCAUGACCCAUGUGUUUUGUUCUCUAGCACAACGACAGAAAAAAAGCAAUCAAGCAAGUGGAC